AUGCCGCCGAGCUGGCGUUCGACGCUGGCCGCGUUCGCGCUGCUGGCCGCCGCGGCGGGCGACGACCAGGUCUGCGUGACGGACACGGACCUCAUCCUCGUCGUGGACCGGUCCGUGUCCAUCACGAAGUACCACUGGAACUACAGCAUCCUCGACACGCUCUACUUCUUCAUCAACACCUUCGCCCCGUCGGUGGAGUCGAACGUGCGCCUCGGCAUCGUCGUCUUCCCGGCCUUCGACGGCAAGGAGACGCACGACGACCUCAGCGGCGGCGCGGCCGUCGCCGCAAAUUUGACGUACGACGCGGAUUCGCUGAGGCAGCUCAUCAACGCCACGGUCCGCCUCGACGACGAGUCCCACAUCGGCACGCCGUGCGCCAACGGCAAGCUCCACGAGGGGUCCUGCGAGUGCAACCCCCAGGGCGACGACAACUCCUACGGCGCCGCGAACUCGACGCUGUCCUGGCCCUGCGAGGGCUGGCACUGGACGCCGACGUGGCAGGCGCUGUGGCUCGCGCAGCAGAUGUUCCUCGAUCUGGACGACAUCGACACGACGGGGCUCGUGGACCACAACGUCUUCAUACUGACGGACGGCGCGCCGACAAAUGUCUACAACGAUGACGAUUACGACUACUCGCACGCGGAGAAGAAACGGAAGCGCAUGCGGCCCAUUCAUUUGACGCUGAGCGCGGCGACGGACCUGAAGGACACGAUGAGCGACCUGGGGGGCGGCGACCUCUUCGGCAUCGGCAUCGGGGCGAAGUGGUACGACUUCGGGACGUACUGCGAGCCCUUCUGCGACGAGGGCGGCGGGGGCCUGUUCGCGGGCAACUACGACGACGACGGCGCCUUCUCCGGCACCGUGACGCUCUACGACUUCGACGACUCGGACCUCUACUGCGGCGCGACCUACGAGGAGUACCCCUACGGGUGCGCGGACGGCGACCUGGCGUCGAAGGACCUCGGCUGCGACAAGGACUGCACCAUCGACUACGACGCCAUGAUCUCGGGGCACACGGCGGCGAUCAAGGAGGCGCGCUUCGCGGAGAUGCCCGAGGUGGAAGGGCUGACCAUGGAGGAGUUCCGCAACGACUUCCGCCGCGCCCUCUGCACGAGCGGCGACGACGACGACUACCACCUCGGCGACAUCGACGUCACCGACUUCACGCCGUUCCCGACGGCGGACCCCUACGACCCGACGGCCGCGCCGACGCCGCGCCAGGCCACGCAGAUCAGCAAGCCGACGCCGAGCCCCGAGGUGGCGCCGGUCCCGGCGCCGACGCCGAGCCCGGUCCCCGCGCCGACGCCGAGCCCGGACGCCGCGCCGACGCCCGCGCCGACGCCCGCGCCCGCGCUCGCGCCGGUCCCCGCGCCGACGACGCCCGCGCCGUCCGUGUACUGCGAGGACGACCCGAGCUGGCACGUCGAGGGGAAGCCGGACAAGGACUGCGCCUGGCUCUCGGAGAACGUCGCGAGCCGCUGCGGCGAGGACGACGCGGCGAAGCUCGGCGAGGACGGCACGCGGGGCGACCGGAGCUGCCCCGCGGCCUGCGGGCUGUGCGAGCCCGCGGCGGCGCCGACGGGCGCGCCCGCGUCCGCGCCGACCGCGCCUCCGACGGUCGCCCCGACGCCGCGGCCGACGCCGGCGCCGACGCUCGCGCCGACGAAGCUCCCGACGCUUCCCCCGACGGUCGCGCCCGCGCCCGCGCCGACGCCCGCGCCGACGGUCCCGCCGACGCCCGCGCCGACGCCCGCGACGCCGCCGCCGACGACGGCCGCGCCGACGCCGCGCCCGACGACGGCCGCGCCCGCGCCCGCGCCGACGGCGGCGCCCACGCGGUCGCCGACGCUCGCGCCCACGCGCGCGCCGACGGUCGCGCCCUCGGAGCCGCCGUCCCGAGCCCCCACGACCGUCGUCCCCUCCGCGCCCCCGACGCCGGCGCCGUCCACGGAGGUCUACCGGACGUCGCUCCACUUCUCCGUCGACGCGUGGAUGCACUCCGUCGGCGACGCGGGCUGCACGACUUCGCUCACGGAGGGGUCCGUGGACCUCAACAACAAGCGGACCCUCGACGCGGCGUACGUCGCGGCCGCGCUCGCCGUCGACGGCUCCAGCGUCCGGGUCAACGCGUCCUGCGCGACCUGGCCCGCCGACGGCGCCGGCGUCGUCGACGUCGUCUACUACUACGACGACGGCGCGGCCGCCGCGGGCCUCGCGAACGACGACGCCGCGGACGGGUGCGCGGAGUCGAACGCGACGACGCUCCUCGUCGUCGACAUCGCGGUGACGGCCGACGACUUCCAGGCCAUGUACGACGCCAUGUUCCCCGACGACGACGAGCCCACGUGGGCCUACAUGAGCCAGGACCGCCAGUGGUCCUACCUGGAGGCGUCCAUCGACGACUACCUCGACGGCGUCCUAGACGACGCGCUCGCGGGCACGGGCGACCUCGAAGAGGGCGGCGCCGGCUGCGGCGGCGACGUCGUCUUCAACCCGUCCGCGGCGCCGACGGCGGCGCCCGUCUUCAGCCCGCGGCCGACGUCGUCGCCGUCCGAGACCGCGCCGCCGACGGCGACGGACCUCGUCGUGACCAUCGCCAUCACCAUGACGGGGCAGCUGGUCGACACUUGCGACAGCGACAGCAUCACGAUGCUCGACGGCACGGUCAUCGACGUCGACUGGAUCGAGGAGAACGGCUUCGACAUCAACGACGAAGAGCACGCGGUGACGUCCGUCUGCGGCGGCGACGACUCGCGGCGGCGCCUCGGCGGCCGGCGCCUCGAGGACUCGCGGCGGCGCCUCGGCGACCGGCGCCUCGAGGAGUCGAGCGCGAGCUCCUGCGAUAAUGUGACGAACGCGACGGCCAUGUACUUCUCGCAGCCCACGAACCACGACGACCUGACGAGCUUCGGCUACGACUACCUCGACGACGACGCGCUGCGGUCAUACAACACGUCGGUGCUGUACGACAUGGUCGUCGAGGAGCUCCAGACCAUGAUCGACGACGCGUUCAAAGACGUCAUCCUGUCGAACCUGGCCUUCCUCAAUAUUUCCGUGGACGCGGCUCAGGAGUACUACGCCUCCGCCUCCGCGCGGCGCGCGCGGCGCGCGGAGGAGGCGGACGCCGCCUCGAGCUUCGGCUGCGUCUCGGGCACCACGGGCUUCGUCCAUCCGUCGGCGGCGCCGUCGGCGCCGCCGACGAUCUACGCGUGCGAGGACCGGCCGUCGUGGCACGUCGCGGGCGUGCCCUCGAAGGGCUGCGCGUGGGUCGGAGCGAACGCGGGCAACCGGUGCGGCGAGACGACGACCGACGACGCGGGCGAGACGUCGCUGGCCGCCUGCGCCGCGUCCUGCGGCCUCUGCCCGACGCCCGCGCCCACGGCCGCGCCGUCGGCGCCGCCCUCGGGCCGGCCGACGGCGACGGCGACGUGCCGCGCGCUGCCCGACGCCGCGGCGUCCGCGAACAACCUCGGCGGCGUCGGCCCGGACGACGGCGACGCGGAGGAGCUGGGCGUCGCGGGCCUCUACGAGCUCCAAGGCCGAACCCUGGGCCUCGCCGUCGCCGUCGCGAGCGGCUCCGCCUACGCGCCCGGCGACGCGGCCGACAACGGGGCCGACGGCGACGCGCUCCGCGUCAGCGUCGCCGACGGGACCGACGUCGCGCUGACCUUCACCUUGGCCUACGACGACGGGACCGACGUCGAGCUCCCCGACGGCAUGACCUACGAGGUGACGAUCCGGGACCUCGGCGCGGACGGGCCGACGCGGCGCGCGCGCGUCUGCGUCGACGACGACCAGUACGCGGCCUACGCCGUCGACGCGACCGCGGACCUCGACGUUACGGCGAGCGCCGUCUCCUGCGACGGCGCGCGGGACGUCGGCUCCGUGACGUUCUCCGCGGCGGCGGCGGGCGCCGCGAACGUCACCCUGGAGCUCGCGCGCGCGGCCUUCGAUUUCACGCUCGCGACGGACUGCGACGGCUGCCCGACGACGGCCGGCCGCGCCUUCGCGGUGGGCCUGCCGCAGAAGCUCUGCGACGGCGUCUGCGAGGACGACCCGGACUGGCACGUCGACGGCAAGGCGGAGAAGGGCUGCGCGUGGGUCGCGGAGAAUCCCGCGAGCCGCUGCGACGAGGGCAAGGUCGGCUGGGACGGGGCGUCGUCCGACGACGCGUGCCUCGAGGCUUGCGGGGUUUGUUACACGGCGCCGCCGACGCCGACGGUCGUCACGCCGGCGCCCACGCCCGGCCCCUCGGCGGCGCCGAGCGCCGCGCCGACGGAGAGCGACUGGUGCGACGAGCCGGACCACGUCUGGAAGUCGGGCGAGCACACGACGCUCGCCUACAACAACCUGGGCUACCACGGGCCCAUGUACAACGACUCGCUGCCCGUCAUCCGCGUCACGGACGUCUACGAGUACGGCGGCGUGCCCCUCGACUUCGAGGUGUCCGUCGCGGAGGGCAACUACACGCACGGAAUCGUGCCCGACGACGUCGACGACGACGAGCUGAUCGUCAACGGGCCCCAGGGCGAGACGAUCUUGAUCAACGUCAUGGACGGCACGCAGGUCACGGUGAACUUCCGCCUCUUCGAGGACGGCGACCCGAGCACCACGCCGCACCUCGACGGCAACUUCUACCUCACGGUCUUCGACCUCGACACGCAGUGGGACCCGGCGAAGCAGCGCGAGCGCCUCUGCGUCGACGACGACCAGUACGCGCACUACAUCCUCACGGCGGGGCCCGACGAGAUCAUCGUGACGCACUCGGAGGAGUCGUGCACGGGCACCCGCCGGAGCUCGUCGACGACGUUCACGGCGAACGCGCCGGGCUUCUACUGCGACAACCCGCCGCUGGCCGGCCAGGACGCCGCGGACCAGGACAUCGAGCUGACGCUCGUCACCUGCGACCUCUGCGACCAGUGCGUCAACAAGCCCGAGAAGCUCGAGGGCUUCUUCCCCAUCGACCAGCGGAACCGCAGCGUCAUGUUCCAGUUCACGGACAACAUCAUGGACUUCAACCUGACGCUGGCCGUGGACUGCACGGACUGCACCUACGACAUGGGGCGCUUCUUCAACCUCGGCGGCUACUCGAACAUGUGCCCGACGCUCCCCUCGGCGGCGCCGACGGUGCUGCCCGGGAACCCGAGCCGGUCGCCGGUCGCGGCGCCGACGGCCGAGCCCACGGCGCCGCCGACGGUCGUCCCGGGCCGCCCGACCCGGUCGCCCGUCACGCGGCCGCCGACGGCCGGUCCCACGGCGCCGACGGCGCCGCCGACGGUCGUCCCGGGCAACCCGAGCCGGUCGCCGGUCGCCGCGCCGACGGCCGAGCCCACGGCGCCGCCGACGGUCGUCCCGGGCCGCCCGAGCCGGUCGCCCGUCACGCGGCCGCCGACGGCCGGUCCCACGGCGCCGACGGCCGAGCCCACGGCGCCGCCGACGGUCGUCCCGGGCAACCCGAGCCGGUCGCCCGUCACGCGGCCGCCGAGCCAAUCGCCCAGCGCCGCGCCGACGACGGCCGGUCCCACGGCGCCGACGGCCGAGCCCACGGCGCCCCCGACGACGUUCACGCGCGCGCCGACGGUCCGCCCGACCGUGGACCUGUGCUACCCGCCGGACACGACCUAUACCGUCUCGAGCACGGUGACCGUGUCGAGCAACAACCUCGGCGGCCAGGGCCCCCUCGACGGCGAGCCCGUCAUCCGCGUGGACGACCUCAUGGACUUCGACGGCCGCGUCGCCGACAUGCUCGUCACCGUCGCCGAGGGCUCGUCCUACCAGGCGGGCGACUCGGGCGAGAACGGCGCCUCCUCCGGCACCGUCGCCGUGUCCGUGCUCGACGACACGAACGUCACCCUGAACUUCGGCCUCUACUACCAGGACGACGGCGCCCGCGUCGACGCCGCGGACCUCGUCGACGGCUUCUACCUCAGCGUCCUCGACAUCGACCACCAGAAGACGCGCGAGAAGCAGGACGAGCGCGUCUGCGUCGACGAUGACCAGUACUCGGCGUACGUCGCCGGCGACGACAUCAUCGUCAUCAAGUCGGACACGUCCUGCGUCGGCGACCGCGGAGUCGGGUCGACGUACUUCAUCGCGGGCAACGUGGGCUUCGCGUGCGACAACCCGGAGGACGUGCCAUACUUCACCGAGAUCACCUGCGACGACUGCGACCAGUGCGCGGAGAAGGAGGACGGCUCGCUGGAAAAGUACUUCCCCAUCGACCAGGCGGCGCGCGCGAUUUUAUUCGCCGUGACGCCUGGCGUCGCGAAUAUGAACAUCACGGUCGCCGUGGCCUGCACGACCUGCGUCUUCGACGGCGGCCGCAGCGUGCUCUUCGGCGGCUGGAUCGACAUCUGCGACGACCCGACGCCGCGGCCGAGCCUGACGGCGUCGCCGACGAAGACGCGCGCCCCGGCCGCGACGCCGACGACGCCGCGGCCGAGCCUGACGGCGUCGCCGACGACGACGCGCGCCCCGACCGCGACGCCGACGACGCCGCGGCCGAGCCUGACGGCGUCGCCGACGAAGACGCGCGCCCCGGCCGCGACGCCGACGACGGCGGACCCGUCGGCGUCGCCGUCGGGGCCGACGUACGCGCCGACGGUCGCCGGCGACUGGGAGUUCGCGCCGUCGCGCGUUCCGCGGCCCGCGCCGUCGGCGUCGCCGACGUCGACACCGUCGACCUCGACGACGAGCCCCACGGCGCCGUCGGCCAUGCCCACGGUCUACCCCGGCGACCCGACGCGCGCGCCUAUUCCCCGGCCGACGGCCGCGCCGUCCGCGGGCCCGUCCGCGGCGCCGUCGCCGUCGCCGUCGCCGGCGCCGUCCACGGCGACGCCCUCGACGGCCGCGCCGUCCACGUCGAAGCCGACCUACGCCCCGACGGCGCUCCCGGGCAACCCGACGCGCGCGCCCGCGGCGGCGCCGACGGACGCGCCGAGCCUCGCGCCGUCGACGGCCGCGCCGAGCGCCGCGCCGACCGCGCUCCCGGGCAACCCGACGCGCGCGCCCGCGCCGCGGCCCAGCGCGGCGCCGACGACGGCCGCGCCGUCCGCGGCGCCGACGGAGACGCCCGUCGAGUACGCCGUCGUCAUCGACUACCCCAUCGGCUCCGGCAGCAUCUCCUCCUGCGGCAAGUCGAUCGAGCUCGACGACGGCACGAAGAUCAACAAAAAGUUCUUCGCGGAGUCCCUGGGCGUGGACACCGAUGCCGUCACGGUCGAGGCGAACUGCGACGACGGCCGGCGGCGGCGGCUCCUAACGGCGAACGCGACGAACGCGACGGCCGCGCCGAGCCCGGAGAGUUGCAGCGACGUCGUCGCGAACAUCAGCAUGCUCGACAACGAGGUCGACGCGCUCGCGGGGAGCCGGCGGCGGCGGCUCGCGACGACGUACGCCAACAUCUCCACCACGAUCAUGGAAGCGGUCGUCUCCCACUACAACGGGACCGCCGCGGUCACUGAGGCCUGCGGCGGCGUGGGGGUCGACGUCGCCGUCGUCUACUACCCGACGCCCGCGCCGACGUCCGCCGCGCCGUCGCCAGGGACGCCGAGCCCGACGCGGGAGCCCUACGACGACGACGAGAUCCGCGUGGCCAGUUUGGGGUCCUUUGGGUCGACGUGCUGGCUCCUCGUCAUCGCGUUGACCGUCGUGUUCUGGCCCGUCAUCCCGCUCGGCGCCGUGCGGCCGCGGACGCCCGAGCGCCCCGAGUGCCUGGCGAAGGGCGGCUUCUGCGUCCCGUCGUUCGAGCGGUGCCGCGCGAGCCUGGGCGUGCGCUUCGCGCCGCUGACGCCCCGCUGCGUCGCCGUCCUCGCGCUCGGGAUCCUCGACGCGAACUUCGACGCGGGCUUCUGCUGCGAGACGUACCGUGGCGCGGUGCCCUUUUUCGUCGCCGCCGCCGCGGUCCACGUCGUCCGCAUGGCCGCGGCGCCCUACGUGCUCUGCCACGGCUACGACGACCCGCGGCUCAAGGGGCCCAGGAUGCCCGGCGAGAGCCGCUGGCGCCUCGCGGUCCUCGCCUUCGUGUGCUGGACGCACAAGUUGGACGCGACCCGCCUGCUCCGGUCCGACGCGCGCCGCGCGCACCCCGACCUGGACUACACGGCGUCCAUGCCGUCCCUCGACGCGACGACCGUGCUCUGCCAGGCCAUCAUCAAAUUCUGCUACGUCGCGAAGAAGGGGCGGCUGCCCGCGAUCGUCUUCUGCGGCUUGAUGUGCAACGUGUGCGUCUUCGCCGAGUACCUGAGCCGCUGCUACUUCGCGGCCGCGGAGCAGGAGUGCGAGGAGCCCAAGGAGAGCUGGGCCGACCUCUUCCAGGACGAGGCCAAGGACGUCGAGGUCGAGGAGGACGAGGCCUACCGGGACGUCGACCUCAACGACGCGACGAAGUUCUCGGUCCUCCAGAUCACCCAGGUCUAG
Molecule: messenger RNA, 8418 nt
Organism: Aureococcus anophagefferens
Lineage: Eukaryota; Pelagophyceae; Pelagomonadales; Pelagomonadaceae
Exons: 1
Coding region: 1-8418 (2805 amino acids)
Source: RefSeq, a predicted model, not a curated record